Molecule: messenger RNA, 1613 nt
Organism: Lactuca saligna
Lineage: Eukaryota; Viridiplantae; Streptophyta; Magnoliopsida; Asterales; Asteraceae
Source: the annotation of a GenBank genome assembly
AAAAUUUUAUAUUCUAUAAAAAAAAUACAUUUUCUUUUCGGUCAAAAACUCAACCCUACCUGAUGAAACUUUGAUGAUUGAUCCCAAUCUGUCAUAUUUUAUCAAAGGGCCCAAAUGAGCUGAGCGACACAGCGAGUCCUGACUCGUUCACUUCCAUGAUUGAUCCCACGAUCCAAAUUGAACUUAUACAGCUUUCUGAAAAUCCCUCUUCCCACUUUACCCUUUCUCCUUUUCCUUUUUCCUUUUCCCAAUUGUACACUCGAAAAGAGUUCCGAUCAAUUUUGCCUCUUCCCCGAACAGGAAAAUCAACCCUUUUCGAUUGGAGUGUGUGUUUGUAUCUCACAGCAAAAAGUAUGAUCCCAGAAACGAAAAAUCGUUCAUAAAAUCAUACGAAGCCCCUUUUCUCUUCUUCAGAAAGAUAGAUCACUUUUAAUUUUAGAGACAAGCAAACUAAAAUCAGCAAAUGGGACGACACAGUACCUCAUCAAACUCAACAAGCCCAGAAAGGAAUUACAGCAACAUGGACACACAAGUUUUCCUGAAUGUAUAUGAUCUUACCCCUAUCAAUUCGUACAGCAUCUGGUUUGGAUUUGGUAUUUUUCAUUCGGGUAUUCAAGUGUAUGGUAUGGAAUACGGAUACGGGGCUCAUGAUUUUCCAAUUAGUGGUGUGUUUGAAGUUGAACCCAAGAGUUGCCCUGGUUUUGUUUACAGAUGUUCAAUCCCAUUAGGGCAUGUAACCAAAUCACCAUCCGAAUUUAGGGAAUUUAUUGAGAAUGUGGCUUCAGAGUAUCAUGGAGACACAUAUCACCUCAUUUCCAAAAACUGCAACCAUUUUACAGAUGACAUUUCCCAAAGAUUAACUGGCAAAAGUAUCCCUGGCUGGGUCAACCGACUCGCCAGAUUAGGUGCUGUUUGCAGUUGUCUACUUCCUGAAAGCCUUCAAGUAUCUGCUGUUAAACAGCUUCCUGAGUAUCAUAAUUGUGAAGAAGAUGGGAACACAUCUGUGUCAACAACCAAUGCUCAAGAACCACCUCCACCUACAGAAGAAGAAUAUGACAAUGAUGAGCAAGAUAAACACCUCCUCCCACCACCCUACAAUGAUGUAUCUUUUAUCAAAGAGGUCGCUAGAUGAAACCAAAAACCCAAUCUUUCUUUCAUAGUAAUUUGUUGAGAUUUCAAGUGAUUUUUUAUUUUGCUCCUAAGUUUAUUAUUGUUUUGUUUAUCGCUUCCGUUUGUUGUACACAAUCGAAUGUACUUUUCUGUAGAUUGUAAACCCAAGUAUUUAAAUGAUUGAUUGUUUGGAACCACAACCAAAGUAUCCCAUGUAACUUUCACACCCAAAUCAUCACACUUGUUUAAAUGUUUGAGCAAAUCAUAUUUCAUAUCACAUCACAAAAUAUUGUUUUUGGUUUUGAUUUUGAUUUUUCAAUCGAUGAAACUACGACUCGCACUUGAGCUCUAAUUUUGAAGUUAGCCACGAACAAACAUCGUCCAUCUCUUCUGGCAUCGUGUAGUGGCCAAGCCUGUAAAAAAAAAAACAACAGUCAGUAGUACUGUGUUUGACAUGCAUUGGAGUGAUUCUGAUAUUUUAUUUGAUAGAAAGGUUACAUACG